AUGAGCUACAACCAAAACCGCCCGUACCGUGGAGGCCGCAGACGAAACAGAGACGACUGGGACAAUAACCGAAGGGAUGCCGUUGAAUCUCCUGAGCAGCGACUCAAGUCUGCAAUUCUCAAAUUCGGAGAAGUGGAUGCGGUCGAAGAGCUCUCGGGUCUGGUGAAGCAGAUUCAUGCCGAAUCGACAGUGGUUCUGCCUUCAAGCAUUUCAGAGGCGUUCAGAAUAGGUGUAACUGAACAACCAUACAAAAUUCCGUCCUAUGUCGCUCUGCUGAGGAGUCUGUACGACCCGAGCGACGUCGAGGGACCGCCUGGUGCACCACCAUUAGCUCGUCAAAUUCUUGAAGACUUCUGGAAGGGCUUUCAAGCAUACCUCGACAAAUUGUCAUGGAGGGACACUCGGCUUUGCAUACAUUUCUUCGCCCACCUUACCGUUGCAGGAAUCAUAUCUGCAGAUUCUAUGUUCGGGCUUCUGCAAUCCUUCACGGCUGUCUUGGACGAGUUCGGUGUAUCCCAUGGGCGGGCAAAGCAGGCGGCGCUGUGCGCUGCUGAAGGGUUAAUGAUUGCUGGUCAAGUACUCAAGCAAACGUCCUCGUCGAAAGUCACGGAUAUCAUGACCGCCAUUCAGACAUAUAACGACACUACCAUGACCUCCCGAUGGAUCGUCUUACCCCUCGUCCAUUUGCACUCGACCGAGUCAAAUUUCAACAACGUUGAUGAGCUCCUCGAUUCCCUCUUAUUGGCAUUAAAAGCCCUUGAUGAUUCUGACUUUACCGAGACCAAUAAUACUUAUCCUCAGUCCUAUGCGUCUUUCCCCGCCCUCGACUCUGCGGAGCACCCUCAAUUCGAUCUCCCUUCUGUUCUUGUUCCACCGGAAGUCAUCGAGUUGGAUGGGCUCACUAACGAUGACGGUGAAGAUGUGCAGGUACAAAAGCAGGAAUGGCCCGAAUAUUACAUUCGUCUAUUCGAUGAUGAAAUAUCGCCAAGUCCCAAGACGCCUCUAGGUUACGCCACGCGUUCUACGAUAGUAGACGUGGUUGAUAUUUUCGAGGUGAAUCGGAAAGAAUGCGCUCGUCUACUGUUGGAGCUGCCGAAGUGGACGUCGCCUGGCGUGUUCAAGCCUAGGCCAGGUGCACCUGCAGCUGAAGACCCCACACCGGGCCCCAACUGGCAGCUAGAAAGCACCAUCAUUGAGGUCAUCCUGGGCUCGCUGCUAGUCCUCCCCGAAUCCUCUCAUAAAUCGCUAUACUACUUCGGGUUAAUCACCGAACUGUGUAAGUUGUCGCCACCGACGGUCGGCCCCGCCGUUGGCAAAUCCAUUCGCAAGUUAUACACGAACCUUGCAGAGGGCCUCGACGUCGACGUCGCGCGCCGCUUUGCAGAGUGGUUCGCCGUGCAUAUGAGCAACUUCGGCUUCCAAUGGGUGUGGAAGGAAUGGAUACCGGAUUUAUCUCUUGACCCGCAACAUCCUCGUCGUACAUACAUGCGACGUGCGAUCGAAUUCGAGAUACGGUUGGCCUACCAUGAGCGCAUCCAUAAGACGCUUCCACCGGAAAUGCAAGACCCAGCUUCAUUGACCAUCUCAGAGCAACCCCCGGGCCCAAACUUCGAGUACGAUGAAGCAGAUCACGUACACCAUGAUGCAGCGCAGUCGGUGCUCAACCUUCUCCGAGGUAGGGCCAAACCAGACGAUGUGAUUGCAGAGCUGGAGACUCUCAAGUCCUCGUUAGAGUCUUCCGACACCGAGCACGUAGACAGCGUCGUCCGUUCCAUCGUCGUCCAAUCCCUCCUCCAUAUCGGUGCUCGCUCCUUCUCCCAUCUCCUCAACGCCAUUGAACGUUACCUCCCCCUCCUCCGUCACAUCGCCAGCGCCGGAGUCAGCAGCACCGGCGGUAGUGGCAAUGCCGAGGCCAAAACUGAUAUCCUCACCGCCGCUGCAACAUUUUGGAGGCAGAACGGGCAGCUGGUGGGGAUUGUGUUCGACAAGCUCAUGCAGUAUCAGAUAGUGGAUCCUACGGAUGUGAUAACGUGGACAUUUGCGAACGGGGGUGCUGUCUCCGAUAGGAACCAACACACGUCGAAGUAUAUGAGUAUGUAUGAAUGGGAUCUAGUGAAAGGAGCGUUGGAUAAGGCCAACGGACGAGUGAUGAUCGCGAGGCGCAAAGUGACUGCUCUGCGCAAGGAAGACGAUGAAACGCGAGCGCGGGCUAAUGCUCGCGUUGGAGAGACGAUGGAAGUCGAUGCGGAUGGUAAAGCUGAUGAGCUACCAACCUCCGAAAAUCCUCAAUUAACAGCAGCACUGAAAGCAUUCGCCACCCUCACUCGUGAACAAAAGGCCGCGCUGUCGUGCACUCUUGAGGGCUUCGUCGGGGCGCUUACCAAUCCCGAUCAGAGAGUACAAGUCCAGCAAGUCGUUUCGGCAUCUGAAUGGGAGAAUAGGGAGACGUGGAAUAGUGAACAAUGGAGUGCAUGGGAGACAUGGGGGUGGUACCGCAACUUCUGCAGAAUGUACUCGCCGUACCUUCGCAACUACUCCACGACGCUCUACACGAUCUCCCUUUCCCGUUUUGAGGGCUCCUCAGACCCCGUUGAGCAACUGUUACACAAGACUUGGAACAUUGCAAUGGGCGUAGAGUAG
Messenger RNA from Pleurotus ostreatus (oyster mushroom), 2640 nucleotides. RefSeq lists its product as uncharacterized. Gene Ontology annotation, biological process: nuclear-transcribed mRNA catabolic process, nonsense-mediated decay; mRNA export from nucleus. Bases 1 to 2640 code for a protein of 879 amino acids. Gene Ontology annotation, cellular component: nuclear cap binding complex; nucleus. The transcript has 13 exons. Gene Ontology annotation, molecular function: mRNA binding; RNA cap binding. The record is from RefSeq and is a predicted model, not a curated record. NCBI's taxonomy places the organism in Eukaryota, Fungi, Basidiomycota, Agaricomycetes, Agaricales, Pleurotaceae.